UAAGUUGUGCUUACCAUGAACGUAACACAAAAUGAAAUGUUAGCUUCUCCCUCAUGGUCCGUGUUUCUGAACGCAGACAAGCCGCUCUUCCACUCGGUGGAGCCGUACACGAAGAAGGAGCUGUCGGCCGUCUCCCUGUCCGAUAUCAUCCGAACGUACAAAGUAAUGGCCGCCGAGAACAUCCCGGAAAACCCGCUGCGCUUCCUCUACCCGAACAUCCCCAAAGACAAGGCCUUCGGGAAGUACUACCCCAAACCCACGGAGGCUGCAGAGCCCAUGGACGUGGAGAACUGUCCACCGAAGAGCGACUACAUGAAGACGGAGCUCAUAUCUAUCUCAGAAGUACAUCCGUCCAAACUGCACGACAAGAUGAUGCCGAUGUCUCCGGACGAAUACAAGGAGUUAUCGCAGUACGUCAGUCCCCGAGACAUCGAUGCUGUGGUGAGUUGGCAUUUUAAUGAAGGACAAAAUCAAUACAAAUCUAUAACUGAAAAGGUAAUACAAUCAAUCAAUCAAAACUUUAUUACAGACUCAGGGUCCAGAUGAAAGACAAGACAUUACAUUACAUAAAUGACAUACACAGCAUAAAAAAAAAUUCAUAGUUUAAGAAUAAUUUAAAUCAGUGUCCUACAAAGAGAUAGCAAUGUCUCCACAGCUGCGAUUGGUAGCGUGUAGUACUAAACCUUAUGUUUGAUAAGGCCAAGAGGAUUCAGAUCAGAGUCAUUAAGCCGGCAAAUACAUUCAUACAUGAGAUCUCUAAAGACAGCUUGUAGAGUAUUGACUCCUGCAGCCACAAACAUUUCACUUGCCGUAGACCAUCGAGGUCUCUUCAGCAGUAUUCUCACGGCCUCAUUAUAAGUAGGGGUGCAACAACUAAUCGA
Molecule: messenger RNA, 881 nt
Organism: Notothenia coriiceps (black rockcod)
Lineage: Eukaryota; Metazoa; Chordata; Actinopteri; Perciformes; Nototheniidae
Product: signal transducer and activator of transcription 1-like
Exons: 3
Coding region: 16-546 (176 amino acids)
Biological process (GO): signal transduction; regulation of DNA-templated transcription
Molecular function (GO): DNA-binding transcription factor activity
Source: RefSeq, a predicted model, not a curated record